CGCGACGCAAAAGGAAUCUUUCAGACCAUAGAGAGACACACGUUUCUGGUUUCUAGAGUGGAUACUGACGCUGUUUCAGCCAUCUUGGUUAAGGGCGCCGGGAUGGGUAAGAGACUCUUUCUCCGCUUUAGGAAGAAGAGUUCGUUUCGGGAUUCUGCCUUCUGUACUCUAAUUAACUGACAGGCGGCUAAAGUGAUGGGGAAUACAACAGCGACACCAGUCGUCUUUUUUUUAAGCCUUUCUAAAAAAAUGGCGGCAAUAUAAGGACCUGGCCGAUAGGUCGGUUGUAACCCGGAAGUGCCCUGCUAAAGAGGAGGCUGUGAGACAAUCCGGAAGUGGGAGUAAUGAAGAGGUGCCACUUGGCGGCCAUGGCAGCUGUAGUAUUGGCGACUCAGGGUCAGGGCCUGGCUGAGGGAAGUACCAUGGGUAGCACCGGGUGUAGGGCAGAGACAGCAUCGUGUCGACUUUGCUGUUGAAUCCUCCGACCCAAGUGAGAGACUUGCAGGACAUCUUGCCCGACUCUAGACUCGGAAGGUAGUUUGCUGGGACUGGUGGGCUGGUCCCUUCCCUGGGGGCGUAUCACCUGCGGUGCCACCCCUAGGAACAGGUACAGCGUGCGAAGAAGACACUUGGCUUUACCCCUCUUUCCUACUGCUACCAGGGGCCUUGUCUAGGAGCGGGUCGUCGUGACACUCUCAUUCCGACGAUUGAGGUCUCUUUCAGCACAAUUUCUCCAUCUGUGACCGACCGGAAUCUCAGUGGCUGGCAACCGAGUACCUAAGAUUGCGCGAAGUUUUCUCUGGUGCUAGAGUCAGCAGAAGGAGCUUGCUUCUUAAGAGAGUGGCGUGCUUCGAGAACACCCCGGCUGGUGGCAAGGCUGAAAGAAGUGGGCAAAUUCCCGUUUGCUUGGAAGACCACGCGUUUAAACAGCCUAAGCGCCUUUCGAAACUGCUGGAAUCUUAAAGCCUGGUGGUAGAGGGUGACUACGGGAGGGCAGAAUGGAUGACUUUCUCUCCAUUAGUCUGCUGUCUGUGGCAAUGUUGGUGGGAUGUUACGUGGCCGGAAUCAUUCCUUUGGCUGUUAAUUUCUCAGAGGAGCGGCUGAAGCUGGUGACGGUGCUGGGUGCUGGUCUUCUCUGUGGAACUGCACUGGCGGUCAUCGUCCCGGAAGGAGUGCACGCACUUUAUGAAGAGGUUCUGGAGGGGAAACACCACCAAACCAGUGAAAUGAAGCAGAAUGGGAUUGCCUCAGACAAAGCAGCAGAAAUAUCAUCUGUUCAUGAACAUGAGCACAGCCAUGACCACACACAGCUACAUGCCUACAUCGGUGUGUCCCUUGUAUUGGGCUUCGUUUUCAUGUUGCUAGUGGACCAGAUUGGCAGCUCCCAUGUGCAUUCCAGUGAUGAUCCAGAAACAGCAAGGCCCAGCAGUUCCAAAAUCACCACCACCCUGGGGCUAGUCGUCCAUGCUGCAGGCUCCAGCAGCAUUUGGGCUGGUUUCCUUCCUGAUGCAUGCUGGUCUGGAGCGGAAUCGAAUCAGAAAGCACUUGCUGGUCUUUGCAUUGGCAGCACCAGCCAUGUCCAUGCUGACAUACUUAGGAUUAAGUAAGAGCAGUAAAGAAGCCCUUUCAGAGGUCAAUGCCACUGGAGUGGCCAUGCUUUUCUCUGCUGGGACAUUUCUUUAUGUUGCCACCGUCCAUGUCCUCCCUGAAGUGGGUGGAAUGGGGCACAGCCACAAACCUGAUACCACUGGAGGGAGAGGCCUCAGCCGCCUUGAGGUGGCAGCCCUGGUUCUGGGUUGCCUCAUCCCGCUCAUCCUAUCAAUAGGACACCAGCAUUAACCAUUCAGGUUCCAGCCUCAGUCCACGGCCAUUGCCAUCUGGGAAGAAGAGCAAGUGUGUGACGCUCCUCACUUCCUCAGUGUCUUGUCUCGCCUCGCCCAUCUCCACCCGUGUUCCUAGAGUCCGAGGGAGAUGAGAGUCAAUCGUGGAGAAGUGGAACAGCGUACAGCAGGAACAUCAGAAUUAGACAAAGACUUUGUGUUGUCUUUUAAAGGGACUUUGAUAUAUUGAGUUUUGAUGUUUCUCUUAACCCUAUUCUCAGGGAAGAUGGAAUUUAGUUUUAAAGAAAAGUGGAGAACUUCAUACAGUGAAAUAGUAAUUAUGAAACUGCAGUGUUCUGUAAAGCUAAAGUUUUUCCCCUUAGUUUAGAGGCUCUGCCACUUUACCCAUUGGUUUUUAACAUGGUUCUCACCAUGUAAGACUGGUGCUUUAGCAUCUGUGCCACAUGCCAUGAGAGAAGGUGGGAACACACAUCCCUUAGAUGCUAAAGACGAUGGCAACUAAUUUGAGGUUAGAAUAAGGAAAAUAAGGGCAGGAGACAUAAGCUGAACUGAACCCAAAAAAGAAACAUCCAUCAAAAGGGGUGUUUAGAGUCUUCAACAACUCCUUUGCACGUGCCUCCCUAAACAAAGCCUGCCCUUCCUUCUAAGGGGCUGGCUUUGGAAGAGGGGUCUGUUAUCAUAUAGCAUUUUUUUUUUUAAAGUGUCCUUUGCAGAAUACUUGUCUACAGCACACUCUUAGUAGCCAGAUUCUGUUCAGGCCCAGGGUUUCCAUCAAGAACAGUAUGUUCACAAUGAAAUUAAGGGGUGUUAAUUUUUCUGGGAAUUUGGAUAGUUACUGACAUCUUGUAGUAACCUUUUUAAAAAGUAACACUAUUACAAAGUAUGUUGUCCUUUUCUUCUAAGUCGGUGGUUGGUGGUUCUCAACCCUCUGAAGGCUGCAUUCCUUUAAUACAGUUUCUCAUGUUCUGGUGCCCUCCCAGCCAUGAAAUUAUUUUGUUGCUACUUCAUAACUGUAAUUUUGCUACUGUUAUGAAUCAUAAUGUAAAUGUCUGAUAACAGGAUAUCGAUAUGCCACCCCUUUGGGUGUCGUGACUCACAGGUUGAGAACUGCUGUUCUAAGUAUUUCUUUUAGCAGUCAGCAGUCCCUCUGACUGAGCCCUUGCCCAGGGUGGAGAGCAUUUCUUCCUUCUCCCUAGCUCCUGUGCAGGAGACGGUAGGGCUGUAUCAGAGGGGAGUAUCCGCUGCUGGCUGGUCUCAAUCUCCUUGCAAUCAUGUCUGCAUCCCACUCUUCCCUGCGCUCUCCCUGCCCCCAUUGUGUAGUACUACUGCUCCUGGUGAUGUCAGUCCUGUGUGAGGUGGAUUCUCACUACUUGAACCAUGAUGAUGAAGACAGCACUGUCUAUUCUUCAUUUCCUGUAACUAAGUUACCUUUGUGUCAAGUACAACCUUAUUACACCCUCAAAAAUGUCACCUCCUGGUGGGAGUUGACACAGUCACUAGUACUCUGAUAAUUUAAGCAAUUGAGACAGCAAAAGUAUCCAACAGAGGUAAUUCUUCCAUGUUUGCCAAAAUCUGAAUAAAUCCUAGUCAGAUAAGUGUAUAAUACUGUAUUUAUAUUUUCUGUACCAUUUCAAAAACACUUUACAUAAAGAGGGAGCCAAGACUAGUUUCUUCAGAUCAGUGAGUGCAGUCAUUUGUAUUUUUCUAUGACACCUAUGCCAGCAUGCCUGUAGUUUUCUUUCUUUCUCUCCUAAAUUGUCACUAGGUCAGCCAGCAGUUAUGGGAUUAAACAUGUGUGCCCUCUGCUGGCUGCAGUGAAGAAAGCAGAAAUGGGAUGCAGUUCUGUGUGGAGCUGGUGCCCAUUGCAUCCCAUGCUAAAGUGUUAAUGUGUGCAGUGUGGGGUGUGGGUGACUCUCUUGAUUAGGCACAAACAGGUGACUCGGAAAGGUUUGGGCUCAUCUAGUCCUUCCAAAGUACAGAUGUCUUGAUCUCUCUAGAAGUUCCCUGUGUCUGGUUUGAUUUGGGUAGAUGUAGCUUCUGUCAUCUCGCUCCAUGCAGUGGUCAGAGAUGUUGUCCUGGCCAGAGCCUCUUUCGUUCAGCAGUGCCUUGCCAUCUCACUCUAAGUUUGGCCAGAAUAUCAUGUUGGGUAGGGCCUUGGACUCUGGCAAGGACUGAACCAUCAAACUUCCAAAUCUGCCUUCCCCUCCGGGCCUCAGUCAUAGUGAACUUUCCAAAGCUGGGGCCUUUCCAGGCCUGGAACUAUUUAUUGCCUGUGGACAGUGCAUCCCUUCCCUGCCCAGCAGGCUCAGAUAGCCAUGUGACUCUAAAUAGGGCUCAAAUGCAUUAGAGGCAGCAGGAACCAUGCAGAGGCCUCUGUUAGUGGGGGGAGGUUGCUCAUGUGGCAGGCAGUGCCCCCAGAGCAGCCACCUUGGUCACUUUACAACACAUUUCAGUUCCAUUUUCUUCCUCCUUAAGACUCCCUCUGGAGGUGUGGAUGCCUUAAUGCGCAAACACAUUUGAACACAUUGGUGAUACUUAAGCUGCUGCCACAAUUACAAGUGGAAUUAUGGGCUACCAAAGAAGCAACUGAUGAAAAGCAUGGGCCCUCCUUCCUCAUGACCAAAGCAGUCUUAAUUGGGCUUGGAGUCCCUUUCUCCCAGAAUCUAGAUGGUCUUCAGAUUCGGAGCACCCUCCCCUCCCCAGUUCCCAGUGUUGCCAGUCUCUAAGUCAGCAGGGCAGUGAUGUCCCAUUUGACUCUGCUUUCUGUGUGCACUGUCGCCAGCUUGCAUCCUUACAAGCAGACUUCCCGGCCUGGACAUGUCAGCAGUUGGAACGGUACUACCCACUGAGACAGUGUCCUCUCCCCUGCUUCACCUCAGUCCUCAGAUUCUCAGUUCAGAAGAGCCAGUUCUACUGACCUGGGGGUUGGAUCAUUAGAAGAAAAGGAGGGUCUGUUCUUAUAGAAAGGGAAAUAGAACUGGCUGGUUCUGUUUUCAAGGAUUAGAGAUAGGAGGGACAGAGCAGUGACAGUGUUGUUUGCCCUGCUCCUCAUGCUAGUGAAGUUCUGAACAUGGGACUGUAUGUCAAUAGCACAAGCCUCUAAGACCCUCCUGUCUUUUUUGGGUCAGAGCCCCAGACCAUUGCAUCACAGUCAUUCGGCAAGAGGGUCCUUGCGGCAGACUUCUGUUCAUUGCAGAGUGGGACUCACCCCUGAAGAACACUGGUCGAAAUAUUAUACAACUGCAACCCUUUUCUACUUGAGACAUUGAAGUUCAGCUCAGGAGACCUGAAGAUGGGGACUGGUGGGAAAGGACCAGCAGACAUGUAGGACUUCUUUACAUGUGUUCAGUCCCCCACAGUAGCUAAGCACAGAGACUGGCUUUGCUCUCUGUCUCGUGUGUCUUCCUGUAAACUGGGACUCUAAUGGGAUGGUAACACCACGAUUCCCCUGGUUUGGUGGCCUAAACAGUGAUUUUUUUAAAAUGUCCCCUUUUCUGGAUCCUUUGUACACAUAAACUCAUUCCAUGGAUGGCUGCCUUAUAAUUUUGUGUCUUUCCACUUUAAUUGUGAAUGGUUUAAAAUCGCUGUUUUCUGAUUUGUUUUAUGAUAUUAAAUUUUUAUUAGCGCAUAC
Mus musculus (house mouse) is the source of this 5472-nucleotide messenger RNA. RefSeq names its product solute carrier family 39 (zinc transporter), member 9 (gene Slc39a9). The record is from RefSeq and is a predicted model, not a curated record. The transcript has 6 exons. Gene Ontology annotation, biological process: zinc ion transport; zinc ion transmembrane transport; metal ion transport. Gene Ontology annotation, cellular component: nucleus; Golgi apparatus; trans-Golgi network. Gene Ontology annotation, molecular function: G protein-coupled receptor activity; zinc efflux transmembrane transporter activity; androgen binding. NCBI's taxonomy places the organism in Eukaryota, Metazoa, Chordata, Mammalia, Rodentia, Muridae. Bases 999 to 1607 code for a protein of 202 amino acids.